AUGCUGGCCGAAACAGAGAAGAACCGUUCGAAGAAGAGCAGUCGGGAUGGAAAUGCAACAUCAUCAGAAGAGAAUGGAGAGCCUCCAAAGAAGAAGGUGCGAAAUUAUUCUGGGAGGCCAAGGAAGCCAAGUGGUGGAUCUCGAAAGAAGGCUACUGCAGCUCUGCCGCCCGUCCCUCUUUCUCCGAUACCAGAGCUCUUUACAUCUCCCAUGGAAAAAUUCAAGGAACCGUUGGAUGUUCCACAAGAUGCAACUCCUCAACCAGUUGAAGUACCUGCAGAGACCACGGAGCAACUCUCUAUAUCGUUUAAUGCCGAGAUCUUCUCCCCGGAAAAUGAAAACUCUCCGGCCCCUCAGACUGUCAACUCCACCAUCAUGGCAUCAUCUCCUCCGAUUGCACCAGAGGAAACCGCCGAAGAAAUCAACGCCGAAUUUUCACCAGAGCCUACAAGUCCGGUCCUGCCAUCGUUGCCUCCUAACGAAGAUGCUCAACAUGCGUCGCAAGAGUAUCAUCAGGACGUGGAGUCUCUGUUUGAGGAUCCAAAUUUUGAAGAUGUCAAACCAGAUGUGGCAAAUAUCGGGUCGCCGUUUGUCGAGUCCCCUGCGCGGCCUCCAAUCACAACGACAGACCAAGAAACCGCAUUAUUGACAGCCCUGAAAUUUCCCACUGUUAAUAGGCUAAGUACAUUGCCUGAUGACAUGACUGAAACUGCAGCACCUUCCCCCAGCACAUUCAGCGAAGUCCCAAAACCAAAACCAAAACAAAAGCGAAAAUACCCUAAGAAAGCCAAGUCAGUAAUAGAUCCCGGCACUAUUAAUUCGGAUGCCGUAGCCUCUAGCGAUAUCGGAGAGGAUGGAGGGAGGAAAAUAAAGCGAUCAAAAAGCGAGAAAGCUGCUCGUACAGCUGCCAAUGUGAAAGAACGCAUCCAUGCUCAAAUGCUUGCCGCGAUAGAGCAAGGAAAGAUGCCGAACUUUUGCAUGAAUUGUGGGGCUAUCGAAACACCCACCUGGCGAAAGGUUUCAACGAAGGAUGACAGCGAAGAAGCAGAGGUGGAAGGUGAUGCUAAAUCAAAGAAAGACAAAGACAAAGAUUUACUACUUUGUAACCCAUGCGGAUUGUGGUAUGGCUCGCAUAAGACCAUGCGGCCCCAGGAUUACUGGGAUGGGAAGAAGGAAGAGCCUGCACCAAAAAGGCCGCGACCAAAGAAGAAAAAGGCCUUGCCAACCCCUGCUGCUUCAAGCCAAGCUCUAUCUCAGCAUUCAGAGGUUUGCAUAGAACCGAUUGUUGUACCUGAUGAGGAUGAAGAGGAACUGCCGAUGCCUCCUCCUCAAGUACCAGUGCAAAAGAGGCAUUCCAUGACACCCAAAGGGAACAGGUCUGUUAGAGGCAGUGACCCCGAUUGGGAAGCAGCUUCAGUAGCGUCGAGGCGUGUCGUUCAAUCCAGCCCUGCCAAGCGCGGCCUCAGCGCAGACAGCCCCAUCGAUUUGGAAGCUGACACAAAUAUACAAUCUCCACGGCGACUUCUGUUUCCCGUUAAAGUAAUCCCUAAUUGUUCGUCUAUUCGAAAAGCAUUAAAACCUGGGAAUGCCACUCACCCCAAAGGUUUAGGAUCCGAACUUGAGAAGGAAAAUCGUGUUCCCGAUGCUGUUUCUCCUGACAAUGGGAGUGAAGAUCAACGACUAGCCACACCCAUUAAAAAGAGGGGUGUUUCCUUACAGCCUAGGACGCCUUUGAGCUCACCUAUGAAGCCUGGAAAACUGAUUUCGCCAUCUCCGUGGAACGCUGAUAUUUUCGCUCCUGGGGGGAAGAGAAAGGCAUGCGGUAGCCUUGUUCAAGCCACUCCUGAAGGACAGACCACCCAGACGGCAGUUCAGUCCUCACUCUCUCCCACAUCGCAACUCCUAGAAAAAAUCAUGACAAUGGCAGAUCCUAUGACACUCCCGCUAGACCUCGGUGCCCAUUUACCGGACGAUCUCCCCAGACUCUCUCCCUUCGACACCACCAACAAUUUCGAUUUUGGCGACAAUAUAUUUGAGACAGACAUGACUAUGCCAAGUUCGCCGCCACCUUUAUUCAAUCUUGGUGACGGAAUGGAAGAUGAAGUAAACAGCUGGGGAGGGUUUCUACCAUCCAGUCCAGAGUUCAACGAAAUGGACUAUGGAUUAGAUAUAUUUGAAGAUAUGGGAAUCGCCGCUCCGGUGGAUGGCGAAAGUAUGAAGAGUGAGAAGUCUAGCAGUGCUGGGACGACGCCAGAGGAAGUGGCAAUGACGGUAGACUUUUCAAGCUAUAUUGAUGAGGCUACAAAAAAUCUCGUGGCGAGCACCUGA
Molecule: messenger RNA, 2328 nt
Organism: Morchella sextelata
Lineage: Eukaryota; Fungi; Ascomycota; Pezizomycetes; Pezizales; Morchellaceae
Exons: 1
Coding region: 1-2328 (775 amino acids)
Biological process (GO): regulation of transcription by RNA polymerase II; silent mating-type cassette heterochromatin formation; rDNA heterochromatin formation
Molecular function (GO): zinc ion binding; sequence-specific DNA binding
Source: RefSeq, a predicted model, not a curated record